AUGUCGCCAACCUCCUCCUCUUCCUCCUCCCCGCACCGACGCCCGCUGCAUUUCAAUGCCGCUGCCGCUGCGAUAACGGCCUCAUCUGCCGUCACUGCUGCUGCUGCGCCACCAAGCAGGGGUCCGCCCUCCUCCUCCUCCUCCGACCUCGUCCGGCGGUUCCAUCAACGCAUCCUCCCCGGCUACGCCCCCACCGCCCUCGUCGGCCUGCCCUCCGUCGCCGCGGCCAUCGGCGUCGGGGCCGUCCACCUCAAGCACGAGGCCGACCGCUGCGGGCUCCCCGCUUUCAAGAUCCUCGGCGCAUCCUGGGGCGUCCACCGCGCCGUGACAGCACGCCUGGGACUGCCGCCGGAUGCCUCGGUCGACGUCGUGAAGCAGGCGCUGUCGGCGGCGUCGUCGGGGCUGACGCUGUACGCGGCGACGGACGGGAACCAUGGACGGGCGGUGGCGCGGAUGGCUUUGCUUCUGGGCAUCACGGCGGAGAUUCACGUCCCGUGCUGCAUGAGAGAGGACACCAGGGACCUGAUUCGGAGUGAAGGCGCGAGGGUUGUCUUGUCGAAGGGGGACUAUGAUACUGCGGUGCAAGAAGCCUUUGCAGCUUCACAGCACUCUAAUGGCCUUUGCAUCCAGGACUGUAGCUUUGGGGAUUAUACAAAAGUUCCUCAGUGGAUUGUCGAGGGCUACGAGACCAUGCUGCAUGAAGUCGACGAGCAACUAGAUGGAAAGUCUCCAGACCUAAUUAUCGUGCCCGUCGGCGUCGGCUCAUUUGCGCAAUCUGUCGUGACGCAUUACAAGACGCCCGGCUCGCCAUCGUUCCCCCGCAUCCUGUCCGUGGAGCCCGACACGGCCGCCUGUCUGUGGAAGCGACUCGCCCGCGGCGAGGAGCGCUGCGUGCGGAGCGCGCCGACCGUCAUGGCCGGCCUGGACUGUCUGACCGUGUCAGAGCAAGCCUGGCCGGUCCUGCAGCGCGGCAUAGACGCCAGCGCCACCGUCUCCGACUUUGAAGCGCACCAGGCCUGCGAGACGCUGCAAGAGCUCGGCGUCGGCGUCGGACCGUGCGGCGCCGCCGCGCUGGCCGCCCUCCGCCGGCUGACCCCCGAGGACAAGGCGAGUCUGGGUCUCGACGACAAUUCCGUGGUCGUGCUGCUCUCGACGGAGGGGCCUCGGUCCUACGACGUCCCGCACGAUGUCUCCGCGGCCAAUGACCCCGUGGCGCUCACGCAGGCCCUGGUCCGGAUCGACUCCGCCAACCCGGCGCUCGGCUCGGAGCCCGGCCCCGGCGAGACGGAGAUUGCAAAGUUCAUCUGCUCGUGGUUCGAGCACCGCGACAUCGACGCGCACUGGCUCGAGCCCGCCCCGGGCCGCCCCUCCGUCGUCGGCGUGGUCCGGGGCCGCGGCGGCGGCAAGCGUCUUCUACUCAACGGCCACACGGACACGGUGACCCUCGUCGGCUACGACGACGACGCCCUCGAUCCCAGGAUUGAAGACGGGAAGCUCUACGGACGCGGCUCCGCGGACAUGAAGUCCGGGCUCGCCGCGCAGAUGGUCGCCGCCGCCAACGCCAAGCGGCUGGGACUCGCCGGCGAUGUCAUCGUGACCGCCGUGGCAGACGAGGAGUUUGAGAGCCUGGGCACGGUCAACGUCCUGGAAGCCGGGUGGCGCGCGGACGCGGCGGUCGUCUGCGAGUGCACCGACAUGGCGGUGACGCGCGCGCACAAGGGCUUCGCGUGGGCCGAGAUCGACGUGCACGGCGCGGCGGCGCACGGGUCCCGGCCGGACCUAGGCCGCGACGCCAUCGCCAAGGCCGGCUAUGUGCUGGUCGCGCUGGACCGGUACGCGGAGGAGCUGGGGCGGCGGCCGGCGGCCGAUCCGGUGGUCGGGCCGCCGAGCGCGCACGCGUCGCUCAUACGCGGCGGCGAGGAAGUCUCCUCGUAUCCUGCCAAGUGCACCAUCACGCUGGAGAGGAGGACCGUAGCUGGGGAGGGCCCGGACGCGGUGGAGCGCGAGCUGCGGGAGAUGCUGGAGCAGGUGGCGGCGGAGACGCCGGGGGGGCUGCGGUAUGAUCUCCGGAUCACGUUUCAUCGGCCGCCGUUCCACAUGGACGAGGACGCGCCGCUGACACAGCUCGUCAGGAAGCACACGGAGAAUGUAACGCGCGGCGAGCCCCAGGUUGUCGGCGCUCCGUAUUGGACAGACUCGGCGCUGUUGCUUGAUGCGGGUAUCCCGACCAUCCUAUUCGGGCCACGCGGCGAGGGGUUCCAUGCCAAGGAGGAGUUUGUAUACGUUGAUUCUAUUAUACAAACGACGCAUAUUCUGACGCAAAUUGCGCAAGAGUUCUGUGCUUGA
Messenger RNA from Cordyceps fumosorosea ARSEF 2679, 2346 nucleotides. Its product is annotated as acetylornithine deacetylase. Gene Ontology annotation, molecular function: hydrolase activity. The record is from RefSeq and is a predicted model, not a curated record. NCBI's taxonomy places the organism in Eukaryota, Fungi, Ascomycota, Sordariomycetes, Hypocreales, Cordycipitaceae. The coding region runs from base 1 to 2346 and encodes 781 amino acids. The transcript has 2 exons.